GCGGCAGCGCUCCCGCGGCGUGUGCGUGGAUGGCCCUGCGCGGCCCGCGAUGGCUGCGCGCUGAUGGCCCAGCCCGCGCCGCUCGCCAUGGCUGCCAGAGACGAGCUGUACAGCAAAGUCAUCCCCCGGCGGAACCGCCAGCACCGCGCCGGGACCAUCAAACACGGCUCCUCGCUCGAGAUCCUGCUCUCCAUGGGCUUCCCGAAAGCACGGGCACAAAAAGCACUGGCAUCGACAGGUGGAAGAAGUGUUCAAGCAGCAUGCGACUGGCUCUUCUCCCACGUGGGUGACCCGUUCCUGGACGACCCCCUGCCCCGGGAGUACGUCCUGUACCUGCGCCCCACGGGCCCCCUGGCUCAGAAACUCUCUGACUUCUGGCAGCAGUCGAAGCAGAUCUGUGGGAAGAACAAAGCUCACAACAUUUUCCCACAUAUCACCCUGUGCCAGUUCUUCAUGUGUGAGGACAGCAAGGUGGAUGCUCUCACAGAGGCCCUGCAGGCCACCGUGAUGCGCUGGAAGUGCAAAUUCCCCGCCCCUCUGCCCCUGGAGCUCUACACAUCCUCCAACUUCAUCGGGCUUUUCGUCAAGGAGGAGAGUGCUGAGGUGCUCAAGAAGUUUGCUGCAGACUUUGCUGCGGAGGCGGCUUCAAAAGCAGAUGUUCACGUGGAGCCCCACAAGAAGCAGCUCCACGUGACACUGGCCUAUCACUUCCAGAGCAGCCACCUGCCCACGCUGGAGAAGCUGGCCCAGAACAUUGAUGUCAAGCUGGGCUGUGACUGGGUGGCCGCGAUCUUCUCCCGAGACAUUCGCUUCGUCAACCACGAGACUCUGCAGGUGAUCUACCCCUACACCCCCCAGAACGAUGAUGAGCUGGAGCUGGUCCCAGGGGACUUCAUUUUCAUGUCCCCAGUGGAACAAACCAGCACAAGUGAGGGCUGGAUUUACGGCAUUUCCCUGGCAACCGGCUGCUCCGGGCUGCUGCCCGAGAACUACAUCACCAAGGCGGAUGAAUGUGGCACCUGGGUGUUCCAUGGGUCCUACUCAAUCCUGAAUACUACAUCCUCCCCAUCCCUUCAAGGCUUCGCUGAUGGAGCUCUGGAGAGAAGACAGCAGGAAGACCAAGGACCUGGGGAUGCAGGGCCACUCACCAUCAUCUGCCAGAACGUGCAGCCCCUGAGGAUAACCAGCCAUCCAGGGCCUCAGAAACGCUGCCUGUUUGUCUGCAGGCACGGGGAAAGGAUGGAUGUGGUUUUUGGGAAGUACUGGUUGUCCCAGUGUUUCGAUGCCAAAGGAAGGUACAUGCGCAGUAACCUGAACAUGCCUCACAAUUUACCUCAGAGAAGUGGUGGGUUCAGGGAUUACGAGAAGGACGCUCCCAUCACCGUGCUGGGCUGCACACAGGCCAGGCUGGUUGGUGAAGCCUUGCUAGAAACUAAUACCAUUGUAGACUACAUCUACAGCUCCCCAUCCCUGAGGUGUGUGCAGACAGCACACAACAUCCUGAAAGGUAUGCAACAGGAAAACAACCUGAAAAUCCGGAUAGAGCCAGGCCUGUUCGAGUGGACCAAGUGGGUCUCUGGGAACACACUACCUGCCUGGAUCCCCCCUGUGGAUUUAGCUGCAGCUACUCUAAGCGUUGAUACAACCUACAGACCUCAUAUUCCUGUCAGCAAGUUGGUGGUUUCUGAAUCUUAUGACACCUACAUAAGUAGAAGCUACCAAGUAACAAAGGAAAUCAUCAGUGAAUGUAAAGGCAAAGGAAAUAACAUCCUGAUAGUGGCCCAUGCAUCCUCCCUGGAGGCCUGUACCUGCCAGCUCCAAGGGCUGUCUCCACAGAACUCCAAGGACUUUGUGCAGAUGGUCCGAAAGAUUCCAUACCUGGGGUUUUGCUCCUGUGAAGAACUGGGAGACACGGGUGUUUGGCAGCUCACAGACCCCCCCAUCCUCCCUCUCACACAUGGACCAACUGGAGGCUUUAACUGGAGAGAAACCUUACUACAGGAAUAGGCAAAGCCACCCCAGCCAGGAAAACCCAACCCAUGGCCUUUGGAAGCGUUGGAGAAUGUCUCUUCUCUCUUGUGUUUUAUUGACAGUGGAAAAACAGUCAUCCCAUGUCCAGGGGGUCACCCAAGCAGCUGUUCUGGUGUAUCUCACACAGCCACAGUCACGCAAAGAGUCUCAUCCACGACUAGAAUACAAAAAGGGACUGAUUUGAGGGGGAAAAAGGUAUUAAAAUACAGGUUUGAAGGUCUUGCACAGCACAGAGUCUGUGCUGAGCCAUGUUCCCACCUGGGAGGGAGCCCUGGUGACACUUUCACUGCCAUCUGCACCCCCUUAGGAACACCCAGCACUGGGUCAGUGGAGCAUCCAGGAUGCUGGGGCUGGGUUUUUUUUCCACUACUGUUUUUGCAGAGCAUUAGCAGGCUCCUUCAGCACCACAGCCCCCAAAUUCUCAGCACCUUUUCAUCACCACCAGCUGCAAAGGAGGGUCCAGCACCAGGUUGGUUCCUCUCCUGUGUCUGAGCACUGUGGUGGGUGUUGUGCUGGAUGCAGAGGUUGAUGGGUGUUGACCUGCACCACAGGACAAUCCCAAAUUUCCCAUCAGUUACAGGUGAAGUUUGAGCAUCAAAAGUUGUCAUGAACAAAGACUGGGAGCAGUUUCUUUUAAGUGCAGAUAAAAUAAACCUAUUUCAACCAAACCUGGAGGAUUUAGAAAAGUUCAGGGUUGGGUGUUUUUUUUCCCUUUACUUUGAUUAUUGAAACCCAUCCCUGUGCACAGGCACAGCCUGAAGCAUUUGUGCCAUUUCAAUUCCCUUCAGAAAAGUGGUUUCCCUUUCAUACUGAGAUUUUGUGCUGGUCAUUUACACAGGGGUGGCUUUCUGUGCCUUGGGAGCUAUUUUUUUUUGUCAGCCCUGGUGAGAUUCUGCAGUAAGCAGCUUUCUCCAGGAGGGAAUGAUGAAACUCAAAAAGAUGCUGGAAUUCAGUGCUUUGCUUCCUUUAUCCUUAAUUCCCAAGUGCCAUCUGUCAUAAAGACAAAGCAGCUGAAAAAAAAACCCCAGUACACUUAAAUUUAGGAGCAACAUGCUUUAGCCUAUGAAGAUGUUAUUUAUCCAGGGGGGGAAGGGUUAGGAUUUUGGGAGAAGGGGAAGAGGAGAGUUUCCAUCUUUAACUAAAAUCUUUGGAAUCACAAGAGGGGUCCUCCUGGUGCAAGAGCCUGCAGGAUGCCAGUGCCAGCUGUGUCACAGGAGAAUGCAAAAUGCACCACAGUGGGUAGUUUAGAGAAUAAAGUGGCAUCAGAGCAGGGGGGUUUUUUUUGGAUUAGAAUUAUCUAAGUCAUCAGCCUUGGAUGAAAAUGUUGCUGCAGACACUUGUAUGGAUCUCAUCACUGUCAGAAGGUACUUAAAAAUGUGUUGGAGUGGGAUGAUAGAGAUUUAGGCUAUUUAGGCAUAGCCCUUUCUUGGUUUGAGCCAUAAAUCUGAGUAUUCCCAGAAAUAGGAUCAUCCCAGAAUGGUUUGGGUUGGAAGGGACCUUAAAGUUCAUCUCAUUCCACCCCCCUGCCAUGGGCAGGGACACCUUCCACUGGACCAACAUCCCACCUGGCUUUGGACACUUCCAGGGAUGGGGCAUCAACAGUUUCACUGGGCAACAAAGAGUGAAAACAAGGUAACAAUAAAAAAAUAGCAUCAAAGGAACAUUCAGAUCUACCAAGGAGACAUUCCAGCAUCCUUCUGUCCUGCUUUUCCUCUGCAGAAAGUGUCAGGGCCCUCAUUUGAAAUGUGUGAACGGCACACAGGUCAACACUGGCCCAAUUUGAUGUAGGUUUAAUAUUCCUAGAUCAGAGUUGCCUUGGUGUUGAUUUAUUUUAAGCCAUCCAGCCCUGCAGCAGGACUGGUCUCACCUCCCCCAGGACACAUCCAAGCUGCCCUUCCAGCAGCCAGAACAAACCAGGAGUCACAAACUGCAAUUCCCUCUUCCUAAACGAGGCAAAACUGGGAUGCACCAGACCCAGAAGGGUUUAGCUCAGCUUCUCUCUGGGUUUAAUCGAGCUUGAACACCACAUUCUGUACAUAUUUCCAGCCAGCACAGAGCUCACCCUGUGCAAAAUCCUGUCCACUGUCACCAUCUGUAGGAAUAUUCUGGGAUUUGGACCUUUCUGACUGUGUAACACACCCUGGGCCACUUGUAAGUGCAUUAUUAUCCCAGGGAUGUAACUGCAAAGUCAGGGAGAUAAUUCAUGGGAUGACAGAGCAAACUGCUCCUGGGCAGGUUUAUCACUGUCAGGUUGAUUUUUAAUUGUAAUUUAAACUGGUUUUGGCUGUGUAAAGACAUCCUGAAGAGCAUUUCUGGCUUGUUUUCCUCCACGCUUAAAAACUUAAGUAGUUGACAAUCACACCAAAAGAAAUUUGGUUCCUGAUGUGGAAUUCUCCAGAUUGCUUUUUGUUUCAUGCUGGGGGUCAGCCAGAUGUAAUUUGGGCAAUAAAUAGUAUUAUAUUAUAAUAUCUAUUGCCUGUACAAAGCAGUAGAGGCAAUAAAAUUAUUAUAUUAUAAUAUUUAUUGCCUGUACAAAGCAGUGGAGGCAAUACAAUUAUUAUAUUAUAGUAUUUAUUGCCUGUACAAAGCAGUGGAGGCUGCUCAGCCCCUGCUGCAGUUAAGUGACAUUAAAAGAAGUUGGUUUUUUUUAAGCAGAAGCAUGAAACAGAGAGGGAACAAAACCUGAAUGCACAAUUUGAAUAGUGUACAAGCUGCUCUUUGCAUAUAGUGAUACAGAAGAAUGUUCUGUUGGAGAAGGUAGUGGUAAAAUACUCUCUUCUUUAAAAAAAAAAAAAAAGUAUAUUUUUUGAUGUUUGGGAAAGUAUUUUGACAAUUGUAGUCUUGUCUCCAAUUAGGUGUCAAGAAAGAAAGAAAAAUCUUAUUUUCUUCUAGCAUUUUGAUUUCUCUUUGGGGUUUUGUGUUGUCUCAUGUUGGUAAGGUUUAUCUGGGGGGGGGGAAAAGAAUAAAAAAUUGUUCCUUUUAAAUUUUUAAUUGAGAAAUUAAGGGUACAAAACAAUUGCUGCUUCACUUUCACUCCAUUGCUGCUCAUUAAUGUGUGUUUAAGUCACUCCAGUGUUUUGUCCUAAAUUUAGACUUGACCUAUGUCAAGUCUUUCCCCUGCCUUCACUUUGAGCUGCAUCAGAUCCCAACAGUCUCAUCAGGUUGUAGGAGGCAAAUAGUUCCCAGAUUUUUCCCUAAUUAAGGAAUGAAGCUGCCAAGAAUAAAUUGUUAAUUCAGUAUUUUCAUGAAUUGCAACUCAUGGGUUGGGUUAGAAAAAUAAAAGAGUCAAAUUGACACCAUAAAUUGAAAUCACAGUUUUGCUUUCUUAUGCAAAAUGAGGAUCCAGACCAUAAUAACCUAAGAAAACCACAGUUAUUUCCCUUUUCUCUCAGACUGAACAGUUUCAGGAAGAAGUUGGCUGAGAGCAGGAGCCUCCUUCUCCCCUCUGAUAUUAGAUUUUAGUGUCCAUGUUACCGUGAGAGUGAUAAUUUUUAUCACCAAAGAAUGAGUUUGGUUUGUGGUUUGCUUUGUUUCUUAAAAAAAAAAAAAAAAAAAAGAGCCUGAGCACAGAGGAAAUUAUUUUUAAGUUAAAAAUACACAUGAGAUGAUGAUGGGGGCAGACACGCUUGAAAUGGUGGAUCAAUGAAGUAAAUAAAUGUAAUUAAGCAGGAGGUGUGAUUGGCUGCAAACACCCUAAAUUGCUACUCACUGCUCACCACUUCCUCAAAUACUCGUUCCCUGGGGAAUAUUCAUGCCCUGCACAUGCUUCCUGACAGAAAACACACAGCCAGUUCCUUUAUUAUUUCCCAUUCAAAUAUAUUUUCUGAAGUUUCUCUCAGUGACAUCCCUUCAAACUCGAUGUUAUCAACUUUUUCUGGUGUUUCAUUUUCAACCUGUUGUAGCAUUCUGUUUAUUAUGUUGUUGUUUUUUUUCUUUUAGUGUGAGCAGAUUGUAUUUAUUUGAGGGGGGAAAAAAAUGUUUGCUGUUUAAAAAAACCAAUAAUUGUAUUGCCAAAAAUAGCUGUAAUUACCUGUGACAUCUGUAUUUUUUUAUUUUGGGGGCGGGUGGGGGGGGUUGGUUGGUUGUUUUUAAUCUCAGUUUCGAGUGCUAACAACUGUUAAAACAACCACUGCAGUUUAAUUCGCUUCUGACAUUAAAUGGAUUUCUCGGAAGUCAGACAAAAAAAAAAAAAGAAGUCUCAUAGGUGAUUUAAUAAAGAUGCCAAACACCCUUCCUAUUCCA
This is a messenger RNA of Neopelma chrysocephalum (saffron-crested tyrant-manakin), 6273 nucleotides long. It is a transcript of the gene UBASH3B, whose product is annotated as ubiquitin associated and SH3 domain containing B. The record is from RefSeq and is a predicted model, not a curated record. Bases 64 to 2007 code for a protein of 647 amino acids. The transcript is spliced from 14 exons. Gene Ontology annotation, biological process: platelet aggregation; peptidyl-tyrosine dephosphorylation; negative regulation of protein kinase activity. Gene Ontology annotation, molecular function: protein binding; protein tyrosine phosphatase activity. Lineage: Eukaryota; Metazoa; Chordata; Aves; Passeriformes; Pipridae. Gene Ontology annotation, cellular component: cytoplasm.